This is a messenger RNA of Linum trigynum, 1171 nucleotides long. The record is from the annotation of a GenBank genome assembly. Lineage: Eukaryota; Viridiplantae; Streptophyta; Magnoliopsida; Malpighiales; Linaceae.
GACUAAUAGUGGCUGUUUUGUCAUUGAAACAUUCUUUAGUGAUAAGCACGAAACAAACUUACAAAAGCAAUGACCAGCAAAGCAAUUAACCCGAAACACAAAAAUGUCCGGCGAGAUAGAGCUACCCACCGAAUUAGAGGAGAUCAAGCAGCAACAAUGGGUCGCCGCGGCGGAAGCGACAGCGAUGAAGACGACACCUUCUACUACCGUUACUCCUCCGUCUCCGCCCCAGAUCCGCCGUCAUCGACCUCCUCCACCUCAACAGCCGCCGCCGCCGCAAAUCGGAACCCUAAAUCCCGCGGCUCGGGCGGACUGGCCCCCUCGAAGUCGACCGUCUACAUCUCCAACCUCGAUUUCGCUUUAACGAACUCCGACCUCCACACCCUCUUCUCCACCUUCGGCAAGAUCGCGCGCGUCACCGUCCUCAAGGACCGCGCCACCCGCCAGUCCCGCGGCGUCGCCUUCGUCCAGUUCGUAUCCCGCGACGACGCCGCCUCCGCCGCGCGCCAGAUGGACAAGAAGAUCCUCAACGGCCGGACCCUAUCGGCGUCGAUUGCCAACGACAACGGCCGGGCGACGGAGUUUAUUAAGAAGAGGGUGUAUCAGGACAAGAGCAAGUGUUACGAGUGUGGGGAAGGCGGUCAUUUGUCGUACGAGUGCCCGAAGAAUCAGCUCGGGGCGAGGGAGAGGCCGCCGGCGCCGAAGCGGGGGCGGAGAGAAGGCGGCGGCGGUCGCGGCGGUGGUGUUGCUGAGAGGAGGGACGAGGCAGCGGUGGCGGAGGAUGAGGAAGUAGGAGGAGGGAAUUGGGGAGAUGGGCAGGGGUUUGAAGAGGAGAAUUGGGCGUCGGCGGUGGAUGGGAGGGCGGAGGAGAGAUUGUUGUUGGCAGAUGAAGAGGGAAAGGGUUCGGGGAAGAAGAAGGUGAAGAAAGCCAGUUACUUUAGCGAUGAGAGUGGCGAGGAAGAUUGAGUCUUGAGCUAUGUUGCAACUUGCAACCUUGCUUGUAGUGAUUAUAAUCUCCUUAGGAAUUUGCUACUGCUGAUGGAAUGCUCAUUUGAAAUUGAAUUGCUUCGAAGAUUGCAUUACAUUCUGAUUUUCUGCAACUGUGCUUACUUGAUUUACAGUUCCUACUUACACAGAUCUCAUUUUCGGCCAGUAAAGCUUAGGCCUUCGC